AUGGAUUAUGACCCAUUUUUAGCCCCACCACCUUUUCCAAUUCAACAGAUGCCGGUGUUUACUCCCGUUGAUACAUCACGAAGUGAUAAAUCGGAGACUAUUUUAGAAGGAGAAACCAUUGCUUGUUUUAUGGUGGGAGGAGAAAAGAGGUUAUGCCUCCCCCAAAUUUUAAAUACUGUUUUACGCGAUUUUACAUUACAACAAAUAAAUACUGUUUGUGAUGAGUUACAUAUUUUUUGUUCGAGAUGUAACCAUGAACAAUUGGAAACAUUGAAGUUAACAGCUAUACUGCCCUUCACUGCGCCGAGUUGUGGACUAAUAACCAAAACGGAUGCCGAACGACUCACAAACGCUCUCCUACAUGGGAACCCAGAAAAAUACUCGGAUCCUCCUUCCCUGAACAGUUUUAAAGUGUAUCAUGAAUGUUUUGGCAAGUGUAAGGGCAUAUUUCAUCCCGAACUUUACAUUGAACCAGACGCAAAGUGUAUUCAGUGUGUGGAUUGUAACGGGCUGUUUAAUCCACCCAAAUUUGUUUGUCACUCUCAUAAAGCCCUUGAAAAUAGAACCUGUCAUUGGGGUUUUGAUUCCGCAAAUUGGAGAGCGUACCUUCUUUUAGCUAAACACCAAGAAGGGCGAGAAAAACUACUAGAUGCAAUAGAACAUAUGAAAGCCAGAUUUGAUCCAACUAACAAAUUUAAACGAAAACAGGUGAGAAUUUAUUUCUUUACAAGUUACCACAUAAACUUUAAUUCUAGCAUACAACUCACAAUGUCAUAUAUAACUUAA
Lottia gigantea (owl limpet) is the source of this 786-nucleotide messenger RNA. RefSeq lists its product as hypothetical. Gene Ontology annotation, cellular component: nucleus. The coding region runs from base 1 to 786 and encodes 261 amino acids. The record is from RefSeq and is a predicted model, not a curated record. The transcript has a single exon. Gene Ontology annotation, molecular function: SMAD binding; RNA polymerase II cis-regulatory region sequence-specific DNA binding; DNA-binding transcription factor activity, RNA polymerase II-specific. Gene Ontology annotation, biological process: negative regulation of BMP signaling pathway. Lineage: Eukaryota; Metazoa; Mollusca; Gastropoda; Lottiidae.